This is a messenger RNA of Otolemur garnettii (small-eared galago), 2273 nucleotides long. It is a transcript of the gene RYBP, whose product is annotated as RING1 and YY1 binding protein. Lineage: Eukaryota; Metazoa; Chordata; Mammalia; Primates; Galagidae. The coding region runs from base 1 to 834 and encodes 277 amino acids. Gene Ontology annotation, molecular function: DNA binding; transcription coregulator activity. The transcript is spliced from 5 exons. Gene Ontology annotation, biological process: positive regulation of DNA-templated transcription. The record is from RefSeq and is a predicted model, not a curated record. Gene Ontology annotation, cellular component: nucleus.
AUGCUCUUGGCUGUGGCCACCCCACCAUGGACAUUCCACCACACAGCUGCUUUCAGCCAAAUGGCUGCCACCAAGUUCCUGAGAAAUGACUCACAGGAGAUCGUUAACUUUGGGGGAAAUCUCGUGCUUGCUUUGUUUGGAUGUUGCCAGAAGCAAACUGAUGAGAGGCCAGCAGAUUGGCCAAAAAGACAAGCGAAACCUGCUGCAGAUGAAGGCUUUUGGGAUUGUAGCGUCUGCACCUUCAGAAACAGUGCGGAAGCCUUUAAGUGCAGCAUCUGCGAUGUGAGGAAAGGCACCUCCACCAGAAAACCUCGGAUCAAUUCUCAGCUGGUGGCCCAGCAAGUGGCACAGCAAUAUGCCACUCCACCACCCCCUAAAAAGGAGAAGAAGGAGAAAGUGGAAAAGCAAGACAAAGAGAAACCUGAGAAAGAUAAGGAAAUUAGCCCUAGUGUUACCAAGAAAAAUACCAACAAGAAAACAAAACCAAAGUCUGAUAUUCUGAAAGAUCCUCCUAGCGAAGCAAACAGUAUACAGUCUGCAAAUGCUACAACAAAGACCAGCGAAACGAAUCACACCUCAAGGCCCCGGCUGAAAAACGUGGACAGGAGCACUGCACAGCAGUUGGCAGUAACUGUAGGCAACGUCACCGUCAUUAUCACAGACUUUAAGGAAAAGACUCGCUCCUCCUCGACAUCCUCAUCCACAGUGACCUCCAGUGCAGGGUCAGAACAGCAGAACCAGAGCAGCUCGGGGUCAGAGAGCACAGACAAGGGCUCCUCCCGUUCCUCCACGCCAAAGGGCGACAUGUCAGCAGUAAAUGAUGAAUCUUUCUGAAAUUGCACAUGGAAUUGUGAAAACUAUGAAUCAGGGUAUGAAAUUCAAAUCCUCCACCUGCCCAUGCUGCUUGCACCCCUGGAGAAUCUUCUGUGGACAUCGACCUCUUAAUGAUGCUGCCAGGAUAAUUCCUGCUUGCCAUGGGCAUCUGGCCACCAAGGAAUUUCGCACCCUGACGAUUACUCUUGACACUUUUAUGUAUUCCAUUGUUUUAUAUGAUUUUCCUAACAAUCAUUUAUAAUUGGAUGUGCUCCUGAAUCUACUUUUUAUAAAAAAAAAAAAAAUCUGCUGUGCACAAUUUUCCAUGUACAUUACAACUGGUUUUUUGUUUUUGUUUUGUUGGGAGGGAGGUUUGGGAGGGGGAGGGAACUUUUAUUUAUUGUGUUCACAAACUCCAUCCUUUCAGCAUAUCCUUUCUAAGUUUAGUUCUUUCUUCCAGUUAUACUAUGUACUAUCAGUUUUGAUAUAACUAUAUAUAUAUAAAUAUAAAAUUAUAUAUAAAGGGUUAUUUGAAACCAAUCCAUGGCAACGCUGGUGCUUGAUACACUGUGAAGUGAAUACAACAUUGAACAGUUACAGAUCUGGGACAGUCCCUUCUAUGAAAGUGCUGAAAUUAAAUUAAAAUCAGUCUUAUGUGAAGUAUGUUCCAACCUACAUGGGAACUCAACUCUCUCAUCUGUCUAAAGAGUACUGGACAAUAUAAAAAUAUAUAUUUUUUAAACAAUGUGAUCUCAAAUUUAAAGACUGCUCCAGAUAGCCUGCAUUCGCAAUGGAAUAACUGACAAAUCACAAGUGGUUUAGUUGGGGAGGGCUUUGAUCGUUCAAAAGUAACUAAACUAGCUCCAGAAUGCCAAGUAUUCGUGUAAAUUACGGUUACAUGUUAACAUUGCUGUUCUUACAUAAGCACUCAUGAAAAUACGGUAUUCUGUACUCAGAUUCCAUCCAUUUUCCAGACCUCUACUCAUGGCUGAGGUAAAUCUAGAAAUUGUCUCUUAGUUUUAGGACUGAAACAGUCUGAACUCUUAUUUUUUGGUCCAUACAGGAAGCAAUUCCUUGUUUCUACUUUCCAUAUGACAUUGCAGAGGUGAUGUUUUGUGAUCGAAAUUGGUUUGCUUCAUGUCCCCUGGUUGAUGAACCCUCACCCUACCCCUACCCACUCAGUUGUGAGAACUGUUUUUCUUUCUCAAAACGUACUAUGAUUCAUUUUACUGAACAAAAAUUAUGAGCCACACAUCCAGCCCAACGUGGAGCUUUUCAGUGUUUGGUGACUUUUUUGGUUUCCUGCUGUGGGAAGGUUCUCUAGUAGUGACUGGCUUGAGCCCCAGUGGCGGAGUUGCUGGGAGGGCUGCUCACUGCCAGCAGAAAGCCAUCUUUUUCUUCCUUGACAUAAAGAUAGCAUGAGUAAACUGUUUUUGUUUUCACUUUUUUUUAACUGUCUU